Molecule: messenger RNA, 1836 nt
Organism: Daldinia decipiens
Lineage: Eukaryota; Fungi; Ascomycota; Sordariomycetes; Xylariales; Hypoxylaceae
Product: glycoside hydrolase family 7 protein
Exons: 3
Coding region: 401-1657 (418 amino acids)
Biological process (GO): carbohydrate metabolic process
Molecular function (GO): hydrolase activity, hydrolyzing O-glycosyl compounds
Source: RefSeq, a predicted model, not a curated record
AGUAAUUAAGAUAGAACUCGUAAUCAGCCAUGGCAGCGACAUUUUUCACACGGGUAGGGUUGUAUUAGACAUAGCGUGUACUGAUUCGGGCUUUUUCUCCACAGGGGAUACGACAAACGGUGCCGCCGGGAUGCCGGGCCAUCUUCCCCCGGAUCACCAGCUUAAGCCGGCAUUUCACUCUCCACGCGUCAAAACAGGCCUCAAAUAACUUGGCGCGUGGAUGGCAUGAUUUGGGGAAGUUGGGGAACGUGGAAAUUUGAUGUAUCGAUUUCGUGGAGAAUCCACGAGAAAAUAUAUAUAUAUAUAUAUCCUUGAAUAUGAGUUGCUCCUGGAGUAGUGUUGCGUGCUCGUCAGUGCAUCGAAAUCACUUGACGAAGGAAUUCGAAGAACAUCGAACGCAAUGGCCUCUAGCAAGCUUGCCUUCGGCCUCGCAGUCCUCAGCCUCGCCGCCGCGCAGAAACCUGGAAACACUACUGAUGUUUAUCCCGAGUUGAUAACUUACCGAUGCACCGUGGCUGGCGGUUGUAAGGAGUCGACCAAUUACAUCGUCCUCGACUCAUCUGCACAUCGGGUUCACCAAGACGGCAGCGAUGUUGGCUGUGGUGACUGGGGCAACAAGCCCAAUGAAACGGCUUGCCCUACCAAGGAGGCAUGCGCUCAAAACUGCAUUAUGGAGGCUCAAGUCGACUACAGCAGCAUUGGUGUCACGACUGAUGGAACCUCGUUGAACUUGCAGAUGAUCGUUGGCGACGACGUUGUCUCUCCCCGCAUCUACCUCCUAGAUGCAGCCAAGGAGAAAUAUGACCUGUUAAAGCUCACCGGUGCCGAGAUCACCUUCGACGUCGAAGCUAGCCAUCUGCCGUGCGGCAUGAAUAGCGCUUUUUACCUCUCUGAGAUGUUGGAAGAUGGAGGUAAGAGUGAGCUGAACCCUGGUGGAGCUGCCUGGGGUACUGGAUACUGUGAUGCCCAGUGCUAUGUCACUCCUUUUAUCAACGGUGAGGGCAACGUUGACGGCAAGGGCGCUUGCUGCAAUGAGAUGGACAUCUGGGAGGCCAACUCGCGUUCCACCCAAAUUGCACCUCACACUUGCAACCAGACCGGACUAUACAUGUGCACAGGAGACGAGUGCGGAGACGACGGUGUCUGUGAUAAGGACGGUUGCAGUUGGAACCCCUACCGCCUUGACCAGCCCAACUACUACGGAAGGGGAGCGAACUACACGGUAGACACGACCAGGCCAUUCACGGUCGUCACCCAGUUCCCCGCCGACGAGGAGGGCAAAUUAAAGGAGAUCCACCGCCUGUACGUCCAGGAUGACAAGGUCAUCAGAGCCGAGGUAGUGAAGAAGACUGGUAUACCCGAGGUUUCAUUCACCAACGAUGAAUACUGCGCUGCGACAGGCGCGACUAGUUUCAUGAACCUUGGCGCCCACGAGGAAAUGGGGGAUGCUCUGACUCGAGGAAUGGUCUUGACUUUCAGCAUCUGGUGGGAUGAAGAAGGCUACAUGUCGUGGCUUGACGGCGCCGAAAGGGGUUCUGGCCCCUGCAACGCCACCGAGGGAGACCCCACGAACAUCCGUAAGAUCGAGCCGCAUCCUGAGGUGACAUUCAGCAACCUGAAGUGGGGUGAGAUUGGAUCGACGUUCCCUGCUCAAUAGAUGCUGUAGGAGGGUUAGAUCAUACAGAUUUCUUGCAUAUUAUUUGGUCCUUGGAUAUUUGUGUCUUGUUGUUGUCUAACCGGAACACACCCACCAAGUUAUAUCAAGUAGGUCGUAUCAAGUCGUAUCAACUCGCCAAAUAAAAUACACGUGCAUUCCAUAACCGUAUACCGUCUACG